Molecule: messenger RNA, 1173 nt
Organism: Scylla paramamosain (green mud crab)
Lineage: Eukaryota; Metazoa; Arthropoda; Malacostraca; Decapoda; Portunidae
Exons: 2
Coding region: 100-1101 (333 amino acids)
Source: RefSeq, a predicted model, not a curated record
UGUUUAACUCCUCCAGGUAAAGGUGCGUCCACACGAUCGAACAAUGCUCGACGGACAAAAUUGUUACCAACUACCAGUGGAAAGCGGAAAGGCUCGUUGAUGACGUCAGAAGCGAGCACCAAGUGGUGUACCGGACAUUGUCCGUGUUCGCAGCAUCGAAACGUCAGACACUGUCUGGUGUGGAAUUAUACGAUACUGCCAGACACUCGACGAGCAAAGUCACUUGGUUACAGGAUUUUCAAAGUCCGUCAGUUCAUUAGUUCUCAUCGUCCUGUGACCAUGGCCAGCAGUACCUCAGUCAAUGAGAAGAGUUGCCACUGGGACAGAAAAGAGACCCUGCUACUAAUAGAACUAUACCGGCAGAAUCCAUGCCUAUGGAAUGUAAAGUCUACUGUGUACAAGGAUAGGAACAAACGUGUCGCGGCCAUUAAUGAAAUAACGGCAGGACUGAAUAGAAAUGGAUUAUCUGUUACUGCUUCUGAAGUGAAGAAAAAAAUAGAAUCCAUCCGUAGUCAAUAUAGGAGAGAACUACGAAAACAGGAGAAAUCAAAGAAGUCGGGGGCUGGUGCUGACGACAUUUACACCCCCAUAUUAUGGUGUUUUGAUGACCUCUGCUUCCUCAACGAUGGCGACAGCAAGAGAGAAUCCGUGUCAAGUAUGGAUAGCCAAGUGUCUCUUGUGCCUGAAGAAGUGUCUGAUCAUGAGAUUUUCAAUGAUCCUAUACUUCAACAAAAUGAAGAUGGUUCUGUAACCCAUACAACACCAACGCCUGUCACACCUGUCCCAAGUACAUCGCAUGAUAAUGUACCACCUGCAACGCCUGAGUCUUCACGCAUUCAGACUCAAACUACCCGAGGGAGAAAAAGGUCUUUACUCACUGACGAGAGGCAUGAGGUGCUUGAAGAAGCGCUUCAUCAACUGAAAGAAUUAUCUCGAUCGGAGAAGGAUAGCGAUGAAGAAAGUGCUUUUGGUGAUGUUGUUACCAAUGAUUUGCGAAAGAUGAAUGUAGAAAAUAGGAUCCAUGCACAGAAACUAAUUUCUGAGGUACUUUAUCUGGGGAAAUUAGGGAAGCUCACCUUUUCAUCCAAGGUUGUUGGCUAAUUAUGUAGUACGACCAUUAUUGUCUGUAUUGAAGUGGCAUUAAUAUGUUAACAAUAAAUCUGUGACAGUUAA